CACACUCAAACCCCGAUGAUGAUAUUAAAUUAAAUUGUAACUGGCUCCAGCUGUUAACGCAAUGAUGUAAAAAGUUGUAUAUUUUUGUAAAAUUGAUGUUUUAACUGUCUUACAGUCGCCUUUAUAAGUAAAUUUUAUGAAAUAAUGAAUGAAUUUAAGGAAACACUAAAUCUUUUUAUAAAUGUAUCUAAAAUAGUUGGAUUAAUUAAUUAUUGUUGUGUAAUGGAAUCUGGAUUAUUGUACCGGAAUUUUAAAUUAACGUAUCUGUUAUUUCUUGAAUUGAUUCGAAUGUUUGUGUACUUAAUUAUUAGUUAUCAUGUAAUUUUCAACGUGGGAUUAAGAUACCUAAUAUGUCAUUUUAAUAUUAUUAAAUAUUGGGCUAUUGUCAUUGCAGCAAGAAUAUCGGAGAAAUGGAUGAUAAAGUUUAUUAACGGUAUUAUCGAAUUCGACCGCAAACUGUUUUUAUUAAAUUCAUAUUAUCAUGUUAAAGUGUACUCGAAAAGUAAAAAAUUUUGGAAUAUUUGUUGUGCUUCUUUUAUCUUGUUUUUUAUGUAUUGUCAAAUUUUUAUUUUUAACCUACGUGGCAAUGGAAAUAAAGACUUUUCUCUGUAUACAAAAUUCUUGUUUCAUUCGCCAGAUGUUAUUACCUUCGUAGUUAUGAUUACAUCGCUUUAUUAUCUUAGUAACCUAGGCCACCGGUUUUGUGAAUUGAAUAGAUUAUGGAAAUGCUUACCUUUCAGGCUAAUCGAAUUGCCAGGGGUACGGACAACUUCAGAGAUGACAAUGUUAGUAGAACGUAUUCGAUUGUUGCAUGCUGAACUUUCUGAAUUGCUUAGAUUGUUUAGUUUGGGUUACGGACCGGUGUUAUUAAUGCAUUUUACAUUUACUUUUACCCACGCUUUAAUCGAUACAUUUUUUAUUACAAUAUAUUGGGAAUUUUUGGGAAAUGAUUAUUUUCCAUUUAUAUUCUACCCAAUACAUAUUUUUGACAUGAUUUCAAUCAUCUACGUCACAUCGUGGGUCAUUCAAGAGAAAAGAAGAAUUAUUUCAUAUUUGCGAUUGAAUCGGAUUUCUGAAACGACUGUUGAUAUUAAAUUACAAAUUAAAACAUUCAUGCAUCAGAUAAUAGUUUAUGAACCAAACGAAUUAACAGCAUUUGGAUUUUUCAAUUUCGAUUUAAAAUUAACGAUGUCGAUUAUAGUAUUACUGAUCACUGCCAUCUCUACUAUGAUACAAAUGAAAGACCACCCUUGGAUAUUGUACUUAAAGAAUGGAAUAUUUAAAAUUAUUAAUAGUCGCUGGAAAAAUCUUGAUAUCAAAACACACUACAGAAACUGAGAUUGGCAGUAGGUAUCAUAUAUAAUUUCGUUUCUUAAAUACAUAAACAUUAUAGUAUAUAACUUAAGUAUCUAUUUUGCCUAUUCCUUAAAAUUAGUAAACAUUAUAAAAAAUAAUUUGAUUAGUUAUCAUACAUGUAAAUGUGUAAUAGCAUAAUAUAGAUAAAUUAAUUUAGUCUUAAUGAUAAUCAAUAAGAAAAAUUAUAAAAUAAUGAUGUACAAAAAAUAUAUUAUUUUUCAAGAUAAUUACUAAUUAGUCUAUUGUUAUUAUUAGUUUAGCUUUUUCUUACAUUUAUAUACUAUCUGUAUGUGUGUGUGUAUUUGUCUAGUUUAUGUUACCUAUUCAUUUUAUUUCAAAACAUAUUACAUUUAAUUAGUAGAUACCUAAGUACCUACAAAAAUAUGUUAAAAUCUAAGUGAUUAAUGAUUAUGCAUUACCUACCAUUUACCCUGAAUACUAAAUUACAAUAAAUUGUUUUAAAUUAGCUUUGCAUUUCAAAGAAUGUGUAGAU
This is a messenger RNA of Aphis gossypii (cotton aphid), 1849 nucleotides long. RefSeq lists its product as uncharacterized. The record is from RefSeq and is a predicted model, not a curated record. NCBI's taxonomy places the organism in Eukaryota, Metazoa, Arthropoda, Insecta, Hemiptera, Aphididae. Gene Ontology annotation, cellular component: membrane. The transcript is spliced from 5 exons. Gene Ontology annotation, biological process: sensory perception of taste. The coding region runs from base 145 to 1338 and encodes 397 amino acids.